Molecule: messenger RNA, 6021 nt
Organism: Cydia fagiglandana
Lineage: Eukaryota; Metazoa; Arthropoda; Insecta; Lepidoptera; Tortricidae
Gene: Dmtn
Product: transmembrane and coiled-coil domains protein 2
Exons: 19
Coding region: 374-2203 (609 amino acids)
Cellular component (GO): endomembrane system
Source: RefSeq, a predicted model, not a curated record
AUUGUCAUUGAACGCCAUCUACCGAUCGACAGAAAACUGACAGUCGACCGACCGACAGCAGACAGCGGAAGAAUUUCAUCCAACCACUACUAGACCACACACGUCUUUUCUUUUCUAUUCCAUUGUUUUCUGUCGCAAAAUACAAUCGUAAUUUCACGCAGCAGUGAUUUUCAUCAAACUGUAUCAAAACAUGUGUUAAAACUGGACUGUGUAAUAAAGUGCACAAGAGUUCGCGGUGUUAAAAAACAUAUUUCCAGGAAUGGAGCCGUCGACGACAGACGCCGACAUCUUACUAUCAAGAUUAUUAUGAAUUGAAACAGCGAACCCUCGCUGUUAUGUCUCCUCUUAAGGUUUAGUUUGUCAACACACCACAAUGGACACCCUGCACGUGGGCCACGGGCACAGCCUCGGCUCCAGCAGGAGCCAGUCGCCAUCUUGCACAGAGCUGGCGCAGCCUGCCGCCGACUCCAUCAGGUCCCGCGUGCAGUCGCCCUCCACCGCGCUCCACAGCGAGCCAUCAUCGAGCUCAUCAUCUCGUCAUGGUGACCGCGUCACGCACCACGUCAAGUCGCACUCGCGGGACUUAGGCAACAGUCCGCUGUCCCGGGACCUGGGCAGCAGUCCCGCUACCACCGGCAGCGUGUCUAGAGAUCUAGAAGAUUCUCCUCAGAAGAAGAUCCUAGCCGGCAUCAUAGCGCCGGGCGAGUACGCAGCCGCGGUGUAUCACAGCCCUAACAACGCGUCUUAUCUCUCUUCUGCCGACGAAUACGGCUCACCGGCGUAUAGAGCAGCAGAUGGUGACUACACGAACCAUGACGACAACGAUGGCGCGAACACAACAUCGUCGAAAGCGCAAGCCGCCAUCAUGCAUCUACAGAGCAAGGUCGAGCGGACCAAGGAGCUGAUACGGCUGGAGCAGACGAUACGGGAUGACAACGUCAAUGAGUACCUAAAAGUAGCCGCCAACGCCGAUAAGCAGCAACUGCCGCGCGUCAAAGCGGUUUUCGAGAAGAAGAACCAAAAAUCCGCGCUCUGCAUCGCGCAGCUACAGAAGAAACUAGAAGGAUACAAUAAGAGAAUCAAGAAUUGGGAGAUGGUGAUUUCACAGCAACACGGGUCGAGCGGGCAGGCGCACCGGCAGCCCAGAGAGGUGCUCAGCUACAUGGGACAAGGGUUGAAGAGUGUAGGAGGCAACAUCCGCGACGGCAUCACGGGGCUCGGCGGCAGCGUGAUGGCCGCGCCGAGGGAGUUCGCGCAUCUCUUCUCUCGCUCUAACCGCUUCGGCUCCGCUGACAACAUCUCGCAGCUCGCCGAAAACACAGGUCCUUCCCCACCACACGCGGAACUGAGAGCGAACGCGUCCUCCGAAGGCUCGCGAGCGUCCGAGGCAGGGGAAGCUGCGCCGAGAGGGUCCACCUUGCCCCGAGCCGCCACCUCGCCCGCACCGAAGUUCUCCCCUGAAGCGUCUCCUAGUAGCAGUGUCACCAGUGAAGGAGCCGUGUAUCCGACGCAGCCGGGCUCCAACAACUUGUCAGAAGCGGCGCUGAGCAUCAAGCCGAUCCUUAGUGAACUGGCCGCGCGCCGCGAAGACUACGAGAGGCUCGCAGAGAAACUCGACGCGCUUAAGAACCUAUCACAAGAGGUGUCAGACCUGACGGAGCGGUUGCAGGAAGAACGGUUCAAGACUGAGCGGUUAGAAGAACAAAUCAACGAUCUCACUGAACUACAUCAGAAUGAGGUUGAAAAUCUAAAACAAGCUUUAACGGACGUAGAAGAGAAGGUGCAAUAUCAGAGCGAAGAGAGGAUACGGGACAUUCAUGAAGCGCUUGAUCUCUGUCAGACGAAAAUUAGCAAACUGGAGCAAUGGAUGGCGGGCGGCGUGGCGGGCGGCGGCGGGGCGGGCGGCGAGGCGGGCGUGGCCGCGCUGCCGCCGCGGCUGCUGCUCGUCAAGCUGCUCAACGUGGCGCUCACGCUGCUGCAGCUCGCGCUGCUGCUCAUGGCCACCAUCGCCGGCGUGGCCAUGCCCUUCCUGCGCACCAGAGUACGAGUCCUAACAACAAGCUUAGCCGUAAUGGUCGGCGUGAUGGUUCUAAAACAAUGGCCGGAGGUGACGCAGCUCUCCGAACACCUGGUCCGGCGGCUCAAGGAAUACCUCCUCGACAAACACCAUGACAGGUAUGAAUGCAAUGCGUUAUGUGGUUAACUAAACACAAUUCGGCGUUAUUGGUGAAUUAGGUAAAAUAUUGCAAUUUAGUCCUGUUUAUUUUGUCAUUAUGUCGGCAAAAUAUAUGUAACAUGGACGAAAUUGUGUUGACAUACUUAUGAUAAGUUAAAUAUAUACCGGUUGUUGUUCCUGAAAAGUGAAAUUUGACGAUUAUUUUUGACAUAAUUUAAUCAUCAGCAGGCGUAUUAUGGAUGGUUUUAUCCACGUGAUAAAAUAACAGUUGCUUUUUAACAUCGCAGGAUAGAAAGUGACGGAGACCGUUUUAUCACGCUGUCACGUAGACAAGAACGACCAUCAUAUCCGUACUGAUUAACUCAAUUUGACUAUUCAUUAGCGACAACUGUUUGUAUAUGAAAUAAAUGACAUGUGAAAUUAAACAUUUGAUAUUUGUAUCAAUGAUAAAAUAUUUUUGACAAUACUUCGACAGAUUUCUCAAACUGUUGUAUUGUAAAAUAGAAUACAAGCGGUUAAUUAUAAUGUAUGUUUUUUGUAUUAUUUUUUACUGAUACCAACUUGUAUUUUAUUAUAUAAUCAAACUUGUAUAAUUUUUGUAGUGGCGUGGUGUUAAUCAAAUAAAUAUAAACUUUAUUUCGCAUAGAACAAAGUUGCUAUUGUAUUUAUUCGACAUAGACAGCAAAGAAGUUAUUCUAUUAUUAAGCAAAUUUUCCAUUAGUUCAUUUUUGCAAUGUAGUUUAUAAAGAAGCUAGCUUAUCAUUGUCCUAAUUUUAUUGUUUAAAUGUUUAACCCACGCUACUAAAGAUGUUUUAGUGUCAUGAAUGCUCAAAUAUACAUAAUGUUUAGCCAAAUGUACAGAGGCAUGAUACUAAAAUUACUUACCUAAAGUUUUGGAACGUUUUGUGAACGCGAAAAUAUGUCAAACGCCGUGCUAUAUCAAAAGCGACCUUGUGCCAACUGACAUAGGUUGUAAUUUCACUUUUAACCUUCUGAACGCCACAGACGGCAAUUGACGUCAACGCAAAAUCGUGACAACGACGCCAAAGACGACAUUUGACGUCGAUCAUUUUUUGAUGAAAAUCUACUGAAUAACACCCCACUUUUAGAUUUGCAUUAUUUAUUCUCAAAACUAAAUUUAAUCCCCGUGGCGUCAGUGGCACGGCAAAUGGAUGCGCCGUUUGGCGUUCAAAAGGUUAACUGAAAAACAGGCGUCUAGAUACUUUUCGUCAUAUAGUAGACUAAGGCAGUCAAGUGAGCUCCUCUACAUAUAUUAUAACAGUGAUAUUCAUAGCUGUAUUUUACUUUAGUUGCGAUUUAGUAUAAUGAACAAUGUUUUGAAUACGGGCUGGGCCCGACGUAGGUCAGUGGUUACUCGCUACCAGCGUGUCUAAGUGUGGUAUUCCACCUGUCCAAUUUCUUAGUCCAAAUGUAAGACUAAAAUACACAUCGGACAAAGAAAUUUGACAGGUGGAAUACCGCCCUAAUCAAGGCUAGAAUUUUAGACGAAUUCUCGAAUUCAUGCGACACGCUUAUCACAAUCCUUUCUUCAUUAUCGUAGGUGACGGACAUUUUAUUUUACCAUUAGUUUUUCCGGAAAUUCGACGGUAGUAUUUUCUAUCAAAUUAUUUAUCCGCCACGUCGAGUUUCCGGGCAAACGGAUGUAGCACACUGUAUAUACUUUUUUUACGGGAAAGGAAGUUUGCCAUCACAUUAGCUUUUAACAUAAUUUUGAAUAUUUUUUUUACGGAAGGCUUUAGGCGGUAGACGGCGCGUUACUGCUCAUAUACAGUACUAGAGUACAGUCGCCAUCUUAUAUAUCGGAGCGGCCGAGGUGUUCACAAUAUCUGAACACGCACUCUAACGCCUUGACAAUAGAGGCGUGCUCAGAUAUUUGUGAGCACCUUGGCCGCCCCGAUAUAUAUGAUGGCUACUCUACUACGAUUUAUAAUAUAUGCCUCAGCAAUAAUUGCCAUCUCCGUGUUAAAUGCAGAUGUCAAAAACAUUUAAGAAACACAUCGACUGACGAAGCGCGUAUUUUAUAAAUCCUAGUACUGUAAUCUUUGUAAUUUUUUAGCAACUGUGGAUGUUGUAGUCAAUUUUUAAGAUUAUAAUGCAAAUUAAAAUAACAUAUGUAUAUUUAGCGAAAUAUCCUCUAGCGCGGAGUGCGGCCGCUCGCCCGUUAUAGUGUUUUAGUGAAUGCGGUUAUUUCUCAUUAAUAUGAUUAUUCAAGUGUCUUAUUCAAUGGUUAGCAAUAAUAUAUUAGGGUAAACUGUAAAGUCACUUGGCACGGUUAGCGGCACAUCAAAGAUCUAUUCAAUGAUAUCUAAAACAAUAAGAUGUCUGAAGAGAUCACUUGUGUUCAUAAUGUACCACAUUCAAAGAUAUGUUUACACUUUUCGCCUUAUUACAAAGGAGUAAGGUGCAAAAAUAUAAACAUAUCUUUGAUGUCCACUGUACAUCAAGCAAGGACUUAUAGAAAAUGUCCAGUAUUUUAGAAUAGUAUAGUCCUGCGAGCGUCCGCACUCUGCGUCAGGCUCGGUGAACUAUCUAGGAAAAUCUUUUUACUAGUACACUAAACAAUACGAUAUUGAUAUUUUUAAAGCGAAUACAUUCCAAAAUUUCUUACGGAAUAACUAAUGAACAUAGCCAAUACUUUUUAACUAGAUUUUUAGUCUAAACCGCCGAGUUGAGCAGCGUUGUUGCGAUGUACAAACUAUCGAGGUUUUGAUGCCGUUAAUCGUUAAGUUGUCGAUGUAAUUAUGUACAUAUUAUUUACGUUUUGUUCUGAAUAAGUUUAUUUUUGUGACGUUUUAUUGGCUCCUCGCAUGUUGUUGACGAAUGUAAAUGUUGUGCAUACGAACGAAAUGGCAAAUAAAUUAUUAUAAUAUACAGCCAAUUGUUGGACUCUUCAUUAUUGUGUUAUGUGAGAAUGGACAUCAAGGUACCUAUUAUUGCAAUGUGUUAUAGAGAUUCAAUUUCAUUUUGUAAACUUAGUGAACCAAGAGAGGUUUAACGUUUCUAGACACACCACACACCUUUAAUGAUAUUAAUAUGACAAAUUUUACUUCAAUAUUAUAUUUAACAAACUUGUUUAAGGUUUAAUACGGGUACCGACUAUACCUAAUCAUAUUUUUUUAAUAAAUAAAAUAUAUUUUAAUUAUAUCCCUGAUAACUUUUUCUUGGUUCACUCUCAUAGAAAAAUAGAAUUAUACCUGACAUUGUGCCCCAUAUGUAAAAUAUGAAGAAAUCUAUGACAAUUAGUCUUUUCACAUCCUAUAUGUAUGUCUGUUUCAAGAACGAGAAUAGUGUUCCUAUAGUUUGGUUAACGAAGAUUUUAAAUUAGUUAAAAAAUAUAAUACAUACCUACAUUAUAAUCACAUUGAAUCAAUGAAAUUAUUUAUUAAUUAUUUUAGUUGUGAAAACAGUAAAAGCGGAGAAUAGACAGUUAUAGAGGACUAAAUGAAGUCAAAGAAAAAACGCUGAAAAUUGUAAAUAAUAUACAAAGACAUUUUUGAAUCUCAUUCGAAGUGUCGGUGACUUUGGCACUCUUAUAUAACCUUCUAAUCUCUGGUAAGCCAGCGGACCUACCGCAAAAACCGAAAUUUCAUUAUCCGCCUCUUACUCUUGCAUAUCCGAGCAAUAGAGAGACAGAUAGUAAAGUUUCCAUUUUCGUGGUACGGGCCUUAGUUCUUUACGUAGUAUCACGUUGGUUUUAUUGUUUUGUAUCUCGUGGUCGCCCAUCGAAGUGAAGUUGUACAUUUGUAUUGGAUGAGAGUAUGAUAUUGUACAUUUUGUUGCCGGCUAUGGAUUGAAUUAAUGAAUUAAAUCAUCACAAACUUAAA